UGCGCAUGUCUGAGUUCGGUUGCUACCGUGUCAGUUGGUGAUAUUUACUUACCGUCAUUUGACCAACUAUUAGUUCUCCAAAUCUGGGGGCAAGUCGUUCGUGUCUUGACUUUAGCGAGUUUUAUGGCGUAGUAGUGUAAGUGGCUCAUUGGUCACGUGACGUCGGUCACCUGAUCUGCUCUGCAGCCUCAAAAGAAAAAAGAAAUGGCGGCCCACUUAUCCUACGGGAGAGUCAAUUUAAACAUUUUGAGAGAAGCAGCACGCAAAGAGCUAAGGGAAUUUUUGGACAAGUGUGCGGGAAGCAAGGCCAUAGUUUGGGAUGAAUAUCUAACUGGACCGUUUGGAUUAAUAGCACAAUACUCUCUUCUAAAGGAACAUGAAGUGGAAAAGAUGUUCACCCUCAAAAGUGGUCGGCUCCCCUCUGCCGAUGUCAAAAACGUUAUCUUCUUUGUCCGCCCCAGACUAGAGCUUAUGGAUAUCAUUGCUGAGAAUGUAUUCAGUGAAGAAAAGCUGCAUUCCACACGUGACUUCCACAUCCUGUUUGUACCCCGGCGGAGCAUGUUGUGUGAACAACGGCUCAAGGAGCAGGGUGUGCUGGGCUCCUUCAUCAACAUUGACGAGUAUAUCCUGGACCUGAUUCCCUAUGACGGUGACCUGCUGUCCAUGGAAUAUGAAAGUGCCUUCAGGGAGUGCUACUUGGAAAAUGACCAAACGAGCCUUUACCACACAGCCAAGGGCCUUAUGACUCUCCAGGCGCUGUAUGGCACUAUUCCACAGAUUUAUGGCAAAGGAGAGUGUGCGCGGCAUGUUGCUAACAUGAUGCUGAGGAUGAAGAGGGAGUUUGCAGGUGUUCAGAAUCAGAUCCUGCCCGUGUUUGACACACUGCUCCUCUUGGACCGGAAUGUAGACCUGCUAACCCCUCUGGCCACGCAGCUCACAUAUGAAGGCCUCAUUGAUGAGAUCUACGGAAUCAAUAAUGGUUAUGUCAAGUUGCCACCCGAGAAGUUUGCCCAGAAAAAACAAGGCGAAGCGAGUAAAGAUUUUCCCACAGAGCCCAAGAAGUUGCAACUCAACUCAGCAGAGGAACUUUAUGCCGAAAUCCGUGACAAAAACUUCAAUGCUGUUGGAGCAGCACUGAGUAAAAAGGCCAAAAUUAUUUCUGCUGCCUUUGAGGAACGCCACAAUGCCAAAACAGUGGGGGAAAUUAAGCAGUUUGUGUCUCAGUUGCCUCACAUGCAGGCAGCACGGAGCUCCUUGGCCAACCACACAUCCAUAGCAGAACUUAUUAAGGACAUCACAACGUCUGAGGCCUUCUUUGAUAACCUAACAGUGGAGCAGGAGUUCAUGACUGGAGUUGACACAGAUAAGGUGAACACGUACAUUGAAGAUUGCAUUGCCCAAAAAGAUCCCCUCAUCAAGAUUGUGCGUCUCGUGUGCAUGCAGUCCGUUUGUAACAACGGCCUUAAACAGAAGGUCCUCGACUACUACAAGCGAGAGAUUCUCCAGACCUAUGGCUACGAGCACAUUCUCACACUGAAUAACCUAGAGAAAGGGGGUCUUUUGAAGCCACAGAUGAGCUCGAGGAAUAAUUACCCUACCAUUAGAAAAACCCUUAAACUGUGGAUGGAAGAUGCAAAUGAACAGAACCCCAAUGACAUCUCAUACGUGUACAGCGGCUACGCCCCAUUAAGCGUCCGACUCACCCAGGUGUUGUCCAGGCCAGGCUGGCGGAGCAUCGAGGAGGUGCUGAAGAUGCUCCCAGGUCCGCACUUUGAGGAGCGCCAGCAGCUGCCUGCUGGACUCCACAAAAAACGCCAGCAGGGGGAGAAUAGGACUACGCUGGUGUUUUUCCUCGGCGGGGUGACAUAUGCCGAAAUAGCCGCCCUCCGUUUCCUUUCUCAAAUGGAGGACAGCGGGAUGGAAUAUGUUAUAGCGACAACUAAACUCGUCAACGGCGCAUCUUGGAUCAAAUCCCUCAUGGACCGACCCGAAGCUCAGAUGCACUGAGUCGACCGUGGCGCACCUGGACACAUCAAACCACCCUUUGACUGGCCAGUUUUCAUGUCGAUAUCAGCAUGUUGCAGGUGUCUCACUGAUGUCCGUGUUAAGUGAAGCAGAUGAAGCACUUUUUCUGUACCUUGCUUGUACUGAGGGGAUUGAAAACAACUGGCUUAAUCCAACUGUUACUGUGUACCAUUAGAAAAGGCAAUUCUGUUAUGGAGAUGCUGUACAUAAUGUAUUUAUGAAGUGUUUGUCGUGUGUGGUUUUUUUUCCAUUUAAUUAUGAUCAUUGUUGAAACAUUCCUCUUUUGUGUGUAUGCUGUUUUCCUUACAGAUAAAUCAUUAAAUCAUGAAGUUAAGCUGG
Molecule: messenger RNA, 2364 nt
Organism: Phyllopteryx taeniolatus (common seadragon)
Lineage: Eukaryota; Metazoa; Chordata; Actinopteri; Syngnathiformes; Syngnathidae
Gene: vps33a
Product: VPS33A core subunit of CORVET and HOPS complexes
Exons: 13
Coding region: 205-2007 (600 amino acids)
Biological process (GO): vesicle-mediated transport; intracellular protein transport
Cellular component (GO): CORVET complex; lysosome
Source: RefSeq, a predicted model, not a curated record